Messenger RNA from Lytechinus variegatus (green sea urchin), 1089 nucleotides. RefSeq lists its product as uncharacterized. NCBI's taxonomy places the organism in Eukaryota, Metazoa, Echinodermata, Echinoidea, Temnopleuroida, Toxopneustidae. The transcript has a single exon. The coding region runs from base 1 to 1089 and encodes 362 amino acids. Gene Ontology annotation, molecular function: nucleic acid binding. The record is from RefSeq and is a predicted model, not a curated record.
AUGAUUCAAGCAUUCAUCCGAUCGUCUGGCGCUUCUAAGGACAACCCAGUGUUGUUGAUACUUGAUGGCCAUGCAACACAUGUCAGAAACUUGGAUGUCAUAGACCUUGCCAGAGACAAUGGUGUUGUAAUGCUGUGUCUGCCUCCACAUUGCUCUCACAGAAUGCAGCCACUUGAUGUGAGCUUCAUGAAGCCACUGUCAACAUACGACCAAGAACUGGAAAAAUGGUUGAGAAACAAUCCAGGUCGAGUUGUCACGUCCUUCCAGGUUGCAGAGUUGUUUGGCAAUGCAUACAUGAGGGCAGCAACUACCCAGGUGGCAGCUAGUGGGUUCCGCAAAACAGGAAUAUAUCCUACCAACAGAGAUGUCUUCCUCCCUCAUGAAUUCCUAGCGGCAGAUGUGACAGAUCUUCCCAUGGAUGACAGAGACAACAAAGAACACGGUGAAUCAGGAGUUGAAGUAGCUGCUCCAGGUUGUGAGGAUAAGGUUGAUGGUGAAGAAGGCAUUCCAGAGUUGACUGACACAGUAGACUCCGAAGAACCUGACAAGGAAACUCAUGGAGCAGCUACAGAAGGCUCCAAAACGGCUCCAAACCUGCUUGCCAUUCCAACAACUCCUGAUACUGACAACGGUAAUGCAGGUCCCUCAACUUCUCGGUACCAAUCACCAUUUGUCAUUUCCCCACCUCCUAAAGCUAGUACUACCUCCAGGACCAAGAGAUCGAAUGCACGAUGUGGCAAAGCUGUGGUCCUAACAGAAAGCCCUUACAAGUCUGAACUUAUCCUCUCAAAGACAACUCGGGCAAAGAAGGGAAAUUCAGGAAAAGCGCGCACAUGCAACAAGCGAUCUUCUGAUGUCCAGCCUCAAACCGGUGGGAAAAGAAAGCGCAAGACAGAACAACCAGAAGCAGAGAAUGACACUUCAUCCAAUGAAGAUGAUGAUGCCGAGUGUAUCUACUGCAGUGAACUGUGGAGUGCAGGCAAGGAUGGCAUGAUCAAGUGCUCACUCUGUUUUGGAUGGGCACAUGAAGCUUGCACGGGAAAAGAGGGUGAUUCUGAUGAAGAAUUCGUAUGUGAUCUCUGUUCUUAA